This is a messenger RNA of Varanus komodoensis (Komodo dragon), 4545 nucleotides long. It is a transcript of the gene CDC42BPG, whose product is annotated as CDC42 binding protein kinase gamma. Gene Ontology annotation, molecular function: ATP binding; protein serine/threonine kinase activity. The transcript has 34 exons. Gene Ontology annotation, biological process: peptidyl-threonine phosphorylation; actomyosin structure organization. The coding region runs from base 16 to 4545 and encodes 1509 amino acids. Lineage: Eukaryota; Metazoa; Chordata; Lepidosauria; Squamata; Varanidae. Gene Ontology annotation, cellular component: cytoplasm; cytoskeleton. The record is from RefSeq and is a predicted model, not a curated record.
GUGGCGGUCGUGAGGAUGAAGGGGACGGAGGAGGUCUACGCCAUGAAGGUGCUGCACAAAAGGAAGAUGCUGGAGCGGGCAGAGACCGCUUGCUUCCGGGAGGAGCGUGACGUGCUGGUUCACGGGGACAGACAAUGGAUCACAACCUUGCACUACGCUUUCCAGGACGAUCACUAUCUGUACCUCGUCAUGGACUACUAUGCAGGGGGAGACCUGCUUACGCUCCUCAGCAAGUUCGAGGACCGCCUGCCCGAGGACAUGGCCUGCUUCUACUUGGCCGAGAUGGUCAUGGCCAUUGACUCUCUCCACCGGCUCCAGUACGUCCACAGGGACAUCAAGCCGGACAACAUCCUCCUCGACACCAAUGGGCACAUCCGCCUGGCUGACUUCGGGUCGUGCCUGCGCCUGCGUCCGGAUGGCACGGUGGAGUCUUCGGUAGCUGUUGGGACCCCCGACUACAUUUCUCCAGAGAUCCUGCAAGCCAUGGAGGACAGAAAGGGCAAAUACGGCCCAGAGUGCGACUGGUGGUCGCUGGGGGUCUGCAUGUAUGAGCUGCUUUUCGGGGAGACCCCCUUCUACGCGGAAUCCCUGGUGGAGACCUACGGGAAGAUCAUGAACCACGAGGACCACCUGCAGUUCCCGCCGGAGAUCACGGACGUCUCGGACAGCGCCAAGGGCCUCAUCCAGGGGCUGCUGUGCCGGCAGGAGCUGCGCCUGGGCCAGAACGGCAUCGAGGACUUCAGGCGGCACCCCUUCUUCCAGGGCAUCGACUGGGACCACAUCCGGCAAAGCACCCCCCCCUUCCUGCCCGAGGUGGCCAGCCCGGCGGACACCUCCAACUUCGACGUGGGUGACGACGUGCUCAGCGAAUCGGAGAUGCUCCCACCUGUGUCGCAUGCCGCCUUCUCCGGUCACCACUUACCUUUCGUUGGAUUUACCUUCACUUCGGGGAUCCCCUGCCCCGAGAAGGCCCCCGCCUCCCCCUCCGACAACUCCGGCACCGCGCGGCUUGAGAAGCGGAUCCGCCUCCUGGAACGGGAGAAGCUGGAGCUGAGCCGCAAGCUGCAAGAUGCCCUGGCGAGACCCCCUUCCCAGACUGCGCCCAAGGACGCGGAGAGCAAGGCGGCCGCCCCGCGGAAGCAGGCGCUGGAGAACCAGCUGGAGAGCGACAAGAUGCAAAAGCUGCACCUGGACAGAGCCGCCUCGGGCCAAGUGAAGUCCCUGGAGGAGCGUGUGAAGUCUCUGACGCAGGAGAAGAGCGAAGCUCUCCAGGAGCUGGCCCGGGUGCAGGAGCAGCUUCAGGCACAGGCCUGGGAGCUGCAGGAGGAGCAGCACCGCCAGAAGGAGACGGCCGAGGAGCUGCAGAGCGCGGAGGCCAAGUGCGGAGAGCUGCAGGCGCAGCUGCUGCGCCAUUCCCGGCUGCUGCGCGAGCGGCUGGAGGAGACGGAGGCCGCGGCCCGGCGGGUGGAGGGCCUGCGCAAGGAACUGGCCCGCACCGAGGGCGGGCGCAAGGAGCUGGAGGCCCGGAUGGAGGGGCUCGUGGGCGAGGUGUCCAAGCAGCGGAAAGGGAGGGAGCGAGCCGAGCAGCAGCUGAAGAGGUGCCGGCAGGAGCUGGAGGAGCUCAGGGUGAGGCAGAACGCCGGCCUCUUCCGCGCCUCCGGCUCCAGGCGCGGGGCCGACGCCACCUGUUCGCCCAAGGAGGAGUUGCGCGGCCUGCGGGAGGCGCUGCAGCUGAGGGAGAGGCAGUUGGCGGCGCUGCAGGCGCAGGUGUCCCGGCUGCAGGAGCAGCCGCAGGAGGCCAAGACGGGGAGAUGGGAAAGCCCGGAUCUGAAGGAGCAGGACAAGAGACCGGGCAGUCUGCCGCCUCCUGACAGCCGCAGGGCUCUGCUUCUUGGGGACCAGCAGGUGGACUGGCCUGGCCCGGCCAGCCCGCCCCCGGAGCGGGAGCCGGGCGCCCCGGACACCGACAAGGCGGCGUCGGCCCCCCACUGGGAGAUGCAGAUCGCCAACAUCCUGCAGUGGGUGAGCGACGAAAAAGAGUCCAGGGACUACCUGCAGGCUGUGGCCGCCCGCAUGUCGGAGGAAGUGGAGGCGCUGAAGCAGACGGGCGUGCAGAGUCCUGGGCCGAAAACUCCGGACUCCCUCUGGAAGGCUCGGCGGCUGCAGAAGGUGGACGCUUCGGCCCGGCUGGAGCUGCAGUCGGCCCUGGAGGCCGAGAUCCGGGCCAAGCAGGGCGUUCAGGAGGAGCUCGACAAGCUGAAGGUGGCGCACCUGGCUGUGGAGCGCCAGCUGCAAGAGGCCGAGAAGCAGAACCGGAUGCUGCGGGUGGAACUGGAGAAGGUCAAGGGGGAGCUGAAGGCCCGGUCGCUGGAAGGUGUCAAGCACCAGGGACCCCUGAUUCCUUUCCUCUCCUUCCGGAGUACCAGUAAGGACACGAUUGCCUUUGGGGGCUCCUCGGACCCCCAGGAGGCGCGAAGGACCACAGGCGAGGCCCAGCUGCACCCUGAGGGGAGGAGAAGCCUCCGGGCCAGCCCCAAAUCGCACAGCUUCAAAAUCCAGAGCUUCUCCAGCCCCACCAAGUGUAUGCGCUGCGCAUCGCUCCUCGUGGGCCUCGUCCGGCAAGGGUUGGCUUGCGAGGCCUGCGGCUUCGUCUGCCACGUCUCCUGCGUGGGGGAAGCCACCACCUGCCCCACGCCCUCGGAGCAGCUCCAGACGACGCUCGGGGUGAACCCCACCUUUGACGGCUUCCUCUCGGUGCCCAAACCUUCCGGCGUGAAGAAAGGCUGGCAGAGGGCUUUUGCCAUCGUCAGCGACUUCAAGAUUUUCCUGUUCGAUGUUCCAGAGGGAAAGCUAUCCCAGUGCGAUGUGGGUGUCAUGCAUGUCACAGACAUGAGGGACGAGCAGUUUUCCGUAGCUCCGGUACUGGCCUCCGAUGUCAUCCAUGCCAGCAGCAAAGACGUCCCUUGCAUCUUCCGGGUGACAGCUUCCCAGCUCCACUCUCCGCACACGACCAGCUCCAUGUUGUUCCUCGCGGACAGCGAAGCCGAGAUGAGGAAGUGGGUGCAGGUGCUGACGGAACUGCACCGCGUCCUGAAGGAGAGCCGGCAGCACGACCGCGCAGUCUACAUCCUCAAGGAAGCGUACGACAACGGGCUGCCCCUGGUCCCUCACGCGCUCGCGGCAGCCAUCAUAGACCGCGAGCGGAUUGCCCUGGGAACGGAGGACGGCCUGUUUUUGAUUAAUCUCCAGACAAAUGACGUGCUGCAGGUGGGCGACUGCCGGCGGGUGCAGCUGCUGCUGGUGUCGCCCCAGGCCCAGCUGCUGGCCGUGCUCUGCGGGAAGAACCACAGCGUGCGCCUCUUCUCCUGGGCGGAGCUGGAGACGCCGGAGGCCCCCGGGAGCAAGGUGGCGGAAGCCAAGGGCUGCCAGGCCGUGGCCGUGGGGCUCAUCUGCCGCGGCACGACCCCCGUGCUCUGCGUGGCCUGCAAGCACCAGGUGCUCUGCUUCCAGCUCACGGCCACCCGGCCCCCGCAUCGGCGCAUCCGGGAGAUCCAGGCCCCGGGCUACGUGCAGUGCCUGGACGUCCUGGGGGACCGGCUCUGCGUGGGCUACCCGUCCGGCUUCUCGCUCUACCCGCUGCUCAACGAGGGGCCCCCGGUCUGCCUGCCCCACCCCGAGGACCCCCGGGCGAAGGCCACGCGCCAGAUGGAGGCCCUGAAGGCGGUGGAGGUCAGCCUGAACGAGCUGAUCCUGUGCUUCAGCGGCUUCGGCUUCUACGUGGACGGGCAGGGGCGCAGCAGCCGGCCCCAGGAGCUGAUGUGGCCGGCGCCCCCGCUCAGCUGCUGCUACACUGCGCCGUAUCUGUCCGUGUUCAGCGAGAACGCGGUGGACGUGUUCAACGUGCGGAAAGCCGAAUGGAUCCAGACCAUCCCUCUGAAAAAGGUCCGGGCGCUGAACCCCGAGGGCUCUCUCUGCACCUUCGGGAGUGAGAAGGUCCGACUGACAUACCUCCGAAACAAGGCGGCAGACCAGGACGAGUUCGACGUCCCCCAGACGACAGACAACAGCCGCCGGCACCUCGUGAGGACGCGGCACAAGCGCCGCUUCUCCUUCCGGAUCUCCGAGGAGGAGCGGCAGCAGCAGCGGAGGGAGAUGAUGCGCAACCCGGCCCUCCGCUCCAAGCUCAUCUCGGGCCCCAGCAACUUCAACCACGUGGUGCACGUGGGGCUGAGCGAGAAGCAGCACCGGCUGCAGGAGCUGCCCGUGGCGCAGGAGGAGAAGCGGCAGGAGGCCCACGCACGGAUGCGAUGCAGCAGCCUGUCGGAGACCCGGCGGCCCCCGUCCACGGGCAGCGGUGGCGAGACCCCGGGGGCGCCCCUCUCCACCUCCUCCUCCUUGAAGCACAGGUCGGGCGGCGCCCCCCCUGAGGACGCCGCCACUUCUCGGCAGGGCCCCUUUCCCGGUGCCGGGACGCCGGCAGAGCCCCUUCAGAGCAUCUCCCUCUCGCUGCAGGUCAUGGACCGGAGUCUGGACAGCGCCAGCUGA